Molecule: messenger RNA, 1616 nt
Organism: Apis laboriosa (Himalayan honeybee)
Lineage: Eukaryota; Metazoa; Arthropoda; Insecta; Hymenoptera; Apidae
Product: fumarate hydratase, mitochondrial-like
Exons: 8
Coding region: 70-1596 (508 amino acids)
Biological process (GO): tricarboxylic acid cycle; fumarate metabolic process; malate metabolic process
Cellular component (GO): tricarboxylic acid cycle heteromeric enzyme complex; mitochondrion
Molecular function (GO): fumarate hydratase activity
Source: RefSeq, a predicted model, not a curated record
UUUCGUUUUUAAUCGUUUAACAUUUUAGAGAAUUGUUUUAAAAAAUAGAUAUAAUUGAAAAUUAGUAAAAUGAUGUUAAAUCUAUUAAAAUGUUUAUCGGACAAUCAUGGAUUAUUAGAAUUAAAGAAAUCAUCGUCAUUUUUAACAUUAAGGCUGUCAUUGAAUACAUCAGUAGUUUCUAAAUGCAAGAAAAAGGAAUCAGAUGGUGAAUUUCGAAUUGAGAAGGAUACUUUUGGUGAAGUGAAGGUGCCUGUUAAUAAAUAUUAUGGAGCCCAAACAGUGCGAUCAAUGCAAAAUUUUCCAAUAGGUGAUAGCUUUGAACGCAUGCCUUAUGGUGUUAUUGUUGCAUAUGGUAUAUUAAAAAAAGCUGCAGCUGAAACAAAUAAAGAACUUGGAAUGGAUGCUAAAGUAGCAGAUGCUAUUAGUCAAGCAGCAGAUGAUGUUAUAUGUGGAGAUCUUUAUAAUGAACAUUUUCCAUUAGUAAUUUGGCAAACAGGUUCCGGAACUCAAACAAAUAUGAAUGUUAAUGAGGUAAUUUCAAAUCGUGCAAUUGAAUUACUUGGUGGUAAAUUGGGAUCAAAAACACCUGUUCAUCCAAAUGAUCAUGUAAAUAAAUCUCAAAGUACUAAUGAUUCAUUUCCAACUGUUAUGCAAGUGGCACUUGCUUUAGAAAUUAAUAGAGUUCUUCUUCCUGGUUUGGAAAAAUUAUAUAAUGCAUUAAAUGAAAAAGUUAAUGCAUGGAAACAUAUUAUAAAAAUUGGUAGAACUCAUACUCAAGAUGCUGUGCCUCUAACAUUAGGACAAGAGUUUUCAGGUUAUGCACAACAAAUUUGUAAUGGUAUUCAAAGAGUGAAAGAUACUCUUCCAAGAUUAUAUCAAUUAGCACUUGGUGGUACUGCAGUAGGAACAGGAUUAAACGCACCAAAAGGUUUUGCAGAGAAAGCAAUUGCAAAGAUUGCAGAUAUUACUGGUUUACCAUUUGUACCUGUUGUUAAUAAGUUUGAAGCUUUAGCAUCUAGAGAUACCAUAGUAGAAACACAUGGAGCAUUUAAUACAGUAGCAGUUUCACUUAUGAAAAUAGCUAAUGAUAUUCGGUUUUUGGGAAGUGGGCCUCGCUGUGGUUUAGGAGAAUUAUCUCUUCCUGAAAAUGAGCCAGGAAGUUCUAUAAUGCCUGGUAAAGUUAAUCCAACGCAAUGUGAAGCAUUGUCUAUGGUUUGUUGUCAAGUAAUGGGUAAUCAUACUGCUAUCACUGUUGCUGGAAGCAAUGGUCAUUUUGAAUUGAAUGUAUUUAUACCUGUAAUGAUUUCAAAUGCUUUAAGAUCUGCGAGAUUAUUAGGUGAUGCCUCUGCAUCAUUUACAAAGAAUUGUAUUGUUGGUCUUAAAGCAAAUGAAGAACAUAUUAAAAAACUCUUAAAUGAGAGUUUAAUGCUUGUCACUGCUUUAAAUCCACAUAUUGGUUAUGAUAAGUCCGCUAAAAUUGCAAAGCAAGCUCAUGCAGAAAAUAUCACGUUAAAAGAAUCAGCAGAGAAAAAUGGUAUAAGUCCAGAACAAUUUGAUGAAUGGGUAAAACCUGAAGAAAUGAUUGGUCCUAAAUAAAAUUAAUCAACAAAACGAAA